This is a messenger RNA of Drosophila sulfurigaster albostrigata, 3160 nucleotides long. RefSeq names its product eukaryotic translation initiation factor 4E-binding protein Mextli (gene mxt). Bases 446 to 2434 code for a protein of 662 amino acids. Gene Ontology annotation, molecular function: translation initiation factor activity; eukaryotic initiation factor 4E binding; RNA binding. Gene Ontology annotation, biological process: positive regulation of translation; regulation of formation of translation initiation ternary complex. The record is from RefSeq and is a predicted model, not a curated record. The transcript has 9 exons. Gene Ontology annotation, cellular component: cytoplasm; RNA cap binding complex. Lineage: Eukaryota; Metazoa; Arthropoda; Insecta; Diptera; Drosophilidae.
AAAAAAGCGCAUGUAGUCAUUUAAAUACUUUAAUCGGCCACAAUUAUUUGUCGUGGCUCAGCGUGGCAUUUGCUCGCAAAGUGGUGAACAAUAAAAAAAAGUUACAACAGCAAGUGAAGCGCUGCCUGCGCAGCCAACGCGUAGUUUCUUCUUCCAUCACACGUAUAAUUUUAUUACUCAAUUUUAUAAGAAUAUCCAAACGGUGGCACAUAAAUUUCAAGUCAAUAAUCGUCAAGUCAAAUAAAAUUGAUGGGGAGGUGCGGAAUCGCUUCUACGACUUCUUCUUCCAUACUCAACUUUCGCAACAUUCAACAAAACACAGCAAAACAAACGAACGAACAACAAACCAGAGAGAGAUAAUAAAACAGAGCUUCUUAAACUAACAAAACACAAUCAAUCGAACGAGGAAAAGAGAGUCAUAGGCGGAAACUAAAACAGGGGCAGAAUGGCACACACACAUCUGGGCAGGGCUGUGAAAAACAUUGAGGCGCCACGUCCGCUCAAGACACAGUCGCGGUCGUCGCUGAAGAACAGCUACCUGGUGAUUGAGGAGCUGAUACAGCUGAUCGAUAAUGUGACUGUCGGACUGCAGUCGUGCAAUACGACCACGGAAUCAAUAACACUUCUGUUGCACAACUUACGUGUCCAUGGACCGCAGCUGGAGGCGGUUUCCAAGGAUACGCUGGAUCGAGCUUUUGUUGUGUUCCGUAAUGCUUCGCAGGACGAACGAUUGAACAUAAUGACGCGUCUCAAGCUGCUAGAACUGAUCGAAUUACGUGCCAAUAGCUGGGAAGACAAAGACACAAUUGCCUACUACAAGUCCAAGCAGCAGGUGUCCAAUGUUGAGCUACCCGCUGAACAAUAUCAACACGACGCCACCGGCAUCGUGGGCAACCAGCAAGCCUUUCUCAGCACCUCCCCCACAUUUGGUGUCAGCGUCGGUGGCGGCUUGGGCGCUCUUGGCGGCGGCAGCGCUGCUGCAGCAGCUGCGGCUGCAUUCAAUGCAGCAACAGUUGCUGCUGCGGCCCAGGCAGCUGCCAUUGCUGCGGUCGGCUCACCCAAUCAACAGCAUCUGCUGUUGCCGCCUGGUGAAGUCAUCCGCAACUCUGGCAAGUUCCCAAAGCCCACCAAAAUUCCGGGCAAGACGUACUGCAAGGAUGAGGUUGUCAUACGCAAUGCUGACUCUGGCAAAGUGAUGGGCAUUAAAGGGCGUCGUGUUCACAUGAUUGAGGAACUUAGCGAAACAAUAAUAUCGUUUCAAAGAGUGAAUCCUGGCGCUAAGGAACGUCUGGUGCAGAUUACCGGACCGGCCGAAGAUAAAAUCAAUUAUGCCAAACAACUGAUGGAGGAUACCAUUCGUCGCAACGCUUCACCAGUGCGUCUGGAGCCUGCACCAUCGGCUGGCGGUGCCGGUGGCUCUUGUUCGUCGCUGAACUCAUCGAACUCGGAUGAUGCCGUGGUCGUACAACCCCGCACUCCAGGUGGGAGCAGCAGUCUGGCCAAUCGUUUAAGCUUCAAUUCGGCACAGAAUUUUAUGACCGCCACUGCGGCGGCCCAGCAGAUCUCGCAGCAUCAUCAACAGCAACACCAGCAGCAGCAACAGCAUCAUCACCAUCAGCAGCAGGUUGCCAAUGCGGCUGCGGCGGCAACAGCUGCUGCCGGUAAAGUUUUGCGACCCAAUCAGCAGCUGCUUAUGCAUUCAUAUUCCACAAACGAUGCUUCCGUAGGUGAAUACAAGUUCACGGUGAACGUGGGCCAGCAUCUCAUCAAGAUCACCGGCGACUGCUGCGAAUUAGUGCGCGUGGCAAAGCUGGUGCUGGAUGACUAUUUUAGCAGCUCAGAGUUCUUGGCUUCCAUAGAGGCGGGCGCUGCGUUCGAUGGUACUUCGCUGGUCAGUCCGGUGACAACACCUUCCACACCAUUACCUGGGUCGGGACCGCCGCAAUUUAUGAUGGGCAACCCACUGCCGUUGGCUGAUAGCGGCAUCGGUCUCAACUAUGCGGCUGGACAAGGCAACAACAAUGGUGAUGGCGAUGACGAAGUCUUUGCCGAACCAGUCAACGCCAAUGGUGGCAGCAAUCAAAAUGGCCUCGCGCGCUCUCGUCGCAGUCAUUUCUCACGUAAGGAGUCUACACCAGAAUCAAAGGUUCGCGAAAAGUUCGAGCAUGAACAGGCUGUCAAUUCUCUCAAGACGAAUACCUCGCGCGUCUCUUAUGAUAUUGAACAUUUGAUGUACUACUCGAAGAGUCCGCACGCCUGGGCGCUGCCAACAGAGUGGCUAAAGAUGCUGGAAACUGUGCCGUCGAUUCUACGCAAUAAGGAUCUACAGGAUGAGAGCCAGCGGUUCGAUGGUGAGAAAUAUCUAGCUAGCAUUCAGAGUGCUACCAAACGAAAUAUUGUGGCCGCCGACGAAACUGAAAAUUUGGAUGAAUAACAAUGAAAGAAGAGUAUAACAUUUAAAACUUAUAAACGAUAUAGAUAUUGGAAAACCAACACGAAGAGCAUGAUGAAAAAUCAAACUAAAUAACUGACAAUAGCUAAUCUUUAUGUGUAGGAGUGUGUCUGAGAGUUAUUGACUCAUUGGGGGUGGGGAUAUCUAAAUUCCCAAGUAUAUUGAGAUUAUAUAUUUCAACACUUUUGCUUCCAACACACACGAACUAUCUUUCUGUUUUUGUACUAUGAUUUUUUUAGCUUUAGCAUGUCACUUACAUUUCUUAAUAUUAAAAAAAUCGACCAAAAAAAAGUAAAUCAAUCAAAAUGAAUUCUAAAUACUAACCUAAGUUAGGAGCUAUUACAUAUAGAAAAGCGACGACGAUUUAUAUGGAAAAUGUUCAAGAAAAUCAAUCAUCUUAGACUUUGAUGAUCAAACGAUGCUCUUAGUUAAGUAUAUAGAAACGAUGAAUAUAUAUUUUACUAAUAUACUUACUAUGAGAUAAACAAAUAACAAAAUGCAACUAAUUGAUGGAAACGCUCGAAACGUAACGGCAUUACUCAAAUUACGAAAACGCGGUUCGAACUUUAAUAACGGCCAAAAUGAAUGGAAAUUUGCAUUUUUAUUCAAUAGUAAACGAAAUCUUAAUUUUCUCUCAGCAACAUUUCAUAAUUCUCUCAAAUUCAUCUUUAUUUUCUUUUUUGUACGUAACCAAUUCUCAAGAAGAAA